CAAACAACUGUUCCUCAUUGCUUGUAGUUACAAACCAACAAUGACAGCCUUGGCGGAGAGGCUUUCCAACCAGUUUGUUCCGUUCCAUGUCCUGUUUGUCUUUCUCAUGAUCCUUCAAUUGGUCUCUUCUUUUAAUUCUGCUACUUAUGCUGCUUCUGCAACUACUAAAGUUGGAGAAGACGGAACUGAAGCUGCGGCUCUCUUGAGGUGGAAAGCUAGCCUUGACAACCAGAGCCAAUCUCUCUUGUUCUCGUGGGCUGGAAGCAAUCAUUGCAAUUGGGUUGGAAUCGAUUGCAAUAAUGCUGACAGAGUCACCCAUAUAGACCUUGAGAGUAAUGGCUUGAGAGGUACACUUUCCAAUCUUAACUUCUCUUCCUUCCCUCAACUCCUCAGCCUUAAACUUCAUAACAACUCAAUCUACGGGACCAUCCCCUCGAAGAUUGGUAGCCUUGUAACACUAACCUACCUUGACUUGUCCAACAAUUAUCUUUCAGGAACAAUUCCAUCAGAAAUAGGAAUACUCUGUUCUCUCACAAUUUUGUAUUUUUAUGAUAAUCAACUUUCUGGAUCCAUCCCUCAUCAAGUUGGAAUGCUAAGGUCUCUCAUUGAACUUGAUUUGUAUGUAAACAAUCUCACAGGUUCAAUCCCUCCUUCUAUAGGGAACUUAACCAACUUGACCAUUCUAUACCUUUAUGAAAACCAACUUUCUGGAUCCAUCCCCCAGGAAGUUGGAAUGCUAAGGUUUCUCAUUAAACUUGGCUUGUCAACAAACAAUCUCACAGAUUCAAUCCCUGCUUCUAUAGGGAACUUGACCAACUUGACCAAUCUAUACCUUUAUAGAAACCAACUUUCUGGACCCAUCCCUCAAGAAGUUGGAAUGCUAAGGUCUCUCAUUGAACUUGAUUUGUCUGUAAACAAUCUCACAGGUUCAAUCCCUCCUUCUAUAGGGAACUUAACCAACUUGACCAUUCUAUACCUUUAUGAAAACCAACUUUCUGGAUCCAUCCCCCAAGAAGUUGGAAUGCUAAGGUCUCUCAUUAAACUUGGCUUGUCAACAAACAAUCUCACAGGUUCAAUCCCUGCUUCUAUAGGGAACUUGGCCAACUUGACCAUUCUAUACCUUUAUAAAAACCAACUUUCAGGAUCCAUCCCCCAAGAUGUUGGAAUGCUAACGUCUCUCAUUGAACUUAGUUUGUAUGCAAACAAUCUCAUAGGUUCAAUUCCUUUUGAGUUAGGAAAACUAAACUCCCUAACUUAUUUCAAUUUGCGUGAUAACAAACUGACAGGCUCCGUUCCUUCAGAAAUGAACAAUCUUACGCAUUUGCAAAUCUUUGAUGUAAGCAAUAACAAGCUCAUAGGUCAUAUACUACCGCAUAUCUGCAUUGGUGGAUCACUUACCAAACUACUUGCAUCAAACAACUACUUAAUAGGUGAUAUCCCAAAAUUCUUGGGAAAUUGCAGUCAGUUACGUCGAGUUAGGCUUGAUCAAAACCAACUCACUGGAAAUAUAUCUGAAAUUUUCGGGGUACUCCCAAACUUGGUAUAUAUCGAUCUAAGUUAUAAUAACUUUUAUGGUGAACUUUCUAAAAAAUUGGGGCAGUGCCAUAAUUUGACUAGUAUAAAGUUCUCCAACAAUAAAAUCUCUGGAAAUAUACCACUUGAGUUUGGAGGUGCAAGUCAGUUGCAACUACUUGACCUCUCUUCAAAUCAUCUAGAUGGAGAGAUCCCAAAGAGUUUGGGAAAGUUGGCCUUAUUGUUCAGUAUUUCUCUGUGUGAUAACAAACUUUCAGGCAACAUUCCAGUAGAAUUUGGUAGGCUAUCUAAUUUGGAAGAUCUAAACUUGGCGGCAAACAAUCUAAGUGGAUCAGUUCCAGUCCAAAUAGGGGAGCUUGUGAAACUAUGGAACUUGAAUUUGAGCAAAAAUCUACUCAGGGAGGAUAUUCCUUCUAAAAUAGGCACAUUACAGUUUCUUCAGAGUCUUGACCUAGGAAACAAUUUGUUUAAAGGUGAGAUUCCACAACAGAUUGGGGAAUUGCAAAGCUUAGAGACAUUAAAUCUGUCCCACAAUAAGCUGUCUGGUUCCAUUCCAUCCUCUUUUAAUAGGAGAUCAAGUUUGACAUCUGUUGAUAUAUCUUAUAAUCACUUGGAGGGUCCUUUGCCCAACACCAAAGCCUUUCAAGAUGCUCCAUAUGAAGCAUAUAGAGAUAAUCGUGGUUUGUGUGGCAAUAAGACUGGUUUGAUGUCAUGCUCCCCUAAAAACAGCAAUAAGCCUAAAGGGAAAAAGUAUGAAAAAGUUGUGAUUUUGGUCGUAGUACCUUUUUUAGGCAUUUUAUUGCUUAUGGUUGUUGGAAUUUUUCUGGUUCUGUGCAAAAAGGUGGAGAACACAGAAAAUGAGCCUACAGCUAGAGGAGCAGACAAUGAAAAUUUGUUCGCAAUAUGGAGCUACGAUGGAAAAAUGGUGUACAAAAACAUCAUCGAAGCGACAAAGGACUUUAAUUCUAAACAUUGCAUUGGAUUAGGAGGAUAUGGCACUAUUUAUAAAGCAGAGCUGCCAAGUGGUCAAGUUGUUGCUGUGAAGAAACUUCACUCUUCACAAGAUGGUGAGUUGGCUAACCUAAGAAGUUUUACAAGUGAGAUUCGUGCAUUGACAGAGAUACGACAUCGUAAUAUCAUAAAGCUUUAUGGUUUUUGUUCGCAUCCACGACACUCAUUUUUAGUGUACGAGUUUUUGGAAGGGGGGAGCUUGGAAAAGAUAUUGAGCAAUGAUGAAGCGAUAUUGGAUUUUGAGUGGACUAAGAGGGUGAAUGUUGUUAGAGGUAUAGCAGAUGCUUUGUCAUACAUGCACCAUGAUUGUUCGCCUCCAGUCAUUCAUCGCGACAUAUCAAGCAAAAAUGUUCUGCUAAAUUCAGAUUAUGUGGCUCACAUCUCUGAUUUUGGCACUGCUAGACUUUUAAAGCCUCACUCCUCCAAUUGGACUUCAUUUGCAGGAACCAUUGGGUAUGCAGCCCCAGAACUUGCUUACACAAUGGAAGUGAACGAGAAGUUGGAUGUUUAUAGCUUUGGAGUUUUAACGCUAGAAGUGUUCAUGGGGAAGCAUCCAAGCGAUCUCAUCUCUUCUCUUUCCUCAUCUUUGUGGUUGCCAUCGUCGUCAUCGUCGUCAUCAUCACCACCCACUGCUUAUGAUAUAUUGUUGAAAGACAUUUUGGAUACCCGCCUCCCACCUCCUAGGAAUCAUAUGGAAAAAGAAGUGGUCCUUGCUGCAAAGCUAGCACUAGCAUGCUUGCACACCAGUUCACAAUGCCGACCAACUAUGCAACAAGUUUCUGUGGCACUAUCAAAAGAGAGGCCACCUCUGCAGAAUCCAUUCCACUUGAUUUCAUUAGGAAAACUCUUUGAUGUCAACUGUUAAACAUCCUGAUAGCAUUCUCAUCUUCCUUUAUUGUUUUCACAUUUUCAUUCCCCCUCAUCUACUUUGAAGUUUUUUUUUUUUUCACCCUCUCAGUUUAUCUACUUGUUCCAAAAGAGCACAUGUGAAUAAGAUGAAGAGAAAGGGCUGCUUCAUUAUGCAUCAAA
Camellia sinensis is the source of this 3573-nucleotide messenger RNA. RefSeq lists its product as uncharacterized. Gene Ontology annotation, biological process: protein phosphorylation. NCBI's taxonomy places the organism in Eukaryota, Viridiplantae, Streptophyta, Magnoliopsida, Ericales, Theaceae. Gene Ontology annotation, molecular function: protein binding; ATP binding; protein kinase activity. The record is from RefSeq and is a predicted model, not a curated record.